Messenger RNA from Folsomia candida, 2223 nucleotides. Its product is annotated as cytochrome P450 9e2. Lineage: Eukaryota; Metazoa; Arthropoda; Collembola; Entomobryomorpha; Isotomidae. The coding region runs from base 402 to 1994 and encodes 530 amino acids. The record is from RefSeq and is a predicted model, not a curated record. Gene Ontology annotation, molecular function: heme binding; monooxygenase activity; oxidoreductase activity, acting on paired donors, with incorporation or reduction of molecular oxygen. The transcript has 4 exons.
AUCCACUCCAUUCUGAACAGAACGAGCCGGCCGUGCUCAUAUGUGUUACCCACAAAAAUAUAUAAAAUUCGCAGCUUUGCACAAUUUCAAUACUAUAUAAAAUUCGAAAUUUGACAGUUUCAAUAAGCUGCAUGCGCUUUUGCGUAUCGAACCGGUAACAAAACCAACCUCAAAAUAAGAACAUAUCGUACAUACAAAUAUUCCCUUACUCAAUAAAAUUCGCAAUUUUUCUGCACACUGUUUCAAUACAAUAUAAAAUUGCCAACAUUUCUGCACACAAUUUGCAUCUAUUUGCUUUUACAAUCCACUCCUCUGUGACACAACUCAUCUCCACGUGCUCUUUUCGUUUCUCAAAUAUUUCGCAAAUUUUAAAUAAAAUUCGCAAACUUUCUGCCCCUACCAUGGAACUCGCCACUUACCUCUCCAUCCUCCUCUUUCUCGCCAUAUUCCUCAUCUCUUACGUAAUCUACUCCCUCAUUUCCGAAAUCCUCUUCUUCCGCUCUAAAAAAAUCCUCCACCUGGGAAACUCCUACCUCACCGCGUUCUACUACAUGACCUUCAAAUCCAAGUCCAUGUGGGAACUCGUCCACGUGGCCUACACAAAAACCCGCCAGGCCAACGUUCCCAUCGCCGGAAACUUCGAGAUGGGCCUCGUCAACUACUUCAUCCCCGAUUUGACCAUCUUGAAACACAUUUUGGUCAAGGAUUUCGACCAUUUCGUCAACCGACGAGCGAUCACGAUCCCAAAAAGUGACCUUCUAACGAAGAAGAUGCUCUUCUUUAUGUACGACGAACCCUGGAAGGCGCUCCGGUCGAAGUUAUCCCCGACCUUUACGACGGGCAAGAUUAAGCGGUUUUUUGCCCUGUUUAACGCCUCGGCGAAAAAGUUGGUGGAUUAUAUCGACGCCCAAACUGAAGGGGAAGUCGAUUUGGUCGCGGCAUAUUCAAAAUUCACGACGGAUACGAUCGCGUCCGCCGUUUGUGGCAUGGAUUCGUGCGCUUUUGAGCAAAAGGAGCAUUCGGUUUUUGAACGGAUGGGACAAAAGUUACAGUUCAGCUUUAAUCUCGGCAUGAUUACGAGGUUUGUGGUAAUGUCGUGCUUUCCCGGGAUUGCGGAACGCGGGAUGACGAUUUUUGGGGAUGAGGUGUCCGCCUUUUUUGGCGGGGGGAUUAAAUCGUUGAUUAGGGAGAGGACUCAGACGGGGCGGAAGGGGAACGAUUUCAUCCAGUUGAUGAUGGAGGCGAGGGAAAAUAAGUUGGCGAAGACGGAGGACAGUGAGUUGGAAAGUUUCGAGAGGGAUGCCGUGAUUAAGGGCGAGGUCAAAGGUCAAGUAGCCGACCUGUUAGAUGACGACGGGAUCGUGUCGAAUUGCGUGUUGUUCAUCGUCGCGGGGUACGACACGACGCAGUCGCUGUUGCUCUUUUGCGCCUAUGCGUUGGCGAUUCAUCCCGAAAUUCAGGACAAGUUGAGGACCGUGGUGGACGAGGGGUUGGAGGAAAGUGGGGGCGAUUUUACGUAUGAAGGGAUCAAUCAGAUGACCUAUUUGGACAUGGUGAUCAAUGAAACGCUGCGAUUCUACCCACCUGCACCGACCAUGGAUCGCCGUUGUACACAGGACUACGCCGUCCCCGGGACGGAUGUCGUGAUCAAGAAGGGCGACGGGAUCAUGGUCCCGGUGCUGGGCAUUCAUCACGACGAGCGGUACUAUUCCGAACCCGAAAAAUUUGACCCGGAACGAUUUUCACCCGAAAAUAAGGGAAAAAUUAACCAGUACGCUUUCCUCCCGUUUGGACAAGGACCACGGAAUUGCAUUGGGAUGCGCUUUGCAUUGAUGGAAGUGAAGCUAGCGAUUGCCCAACUGGUUCACAAUUUUGAUAUCGAGCCCUCCAAAAGGACGCCGAUUCCGAUGGAAUAUCAAAAUGCGGGGUCUCUCAUGCCCAAGGGCGGCAUGUGGCUGAGCCUCAAACGAAGACCUGGCACACUUCAGGAUUAGACAAUAAAUUGCGCACAAGUGACAAGUAUUUAGUUUCUGAAGAAAAUAUUUUGUAAAAAAAUACCAAAAAUUGUGAACUCAUUUUUGAUAUAUUUUGAAAUAGCUAAGCUAAAACAUAUACACAAAAACUGAGGAGGACAACCCUUCACCGACAGAAUCACCGAUCUUAACGCCCUUUGGAUAUGUUGUAGUCCUAGGUGAGUCUAGCAAAAGUGAAGAAGGAUUUCAU